UUUAAUCAAGAUCUCUAGCCCCGCCCAUUAGCGUAAUUCUUGCGUAAGCUCGGAACUUCAGCAAAGUUAACUAAUACGAGAUUUCAGAAAAUAUAAAGUAUCAUUCGAAAGGUGAACAUCGUCCUGCAAUAUGCCAGUGCAAAUAAUUUGGUCCGCGGUAGGAGCUACGAUUUUUCCACAAUUAGGAGGAUGGGUGGGCGGCCUCAUCACCAGGAAUAAUAUAAAUCCGUGGUACGAGUCCCUACGUAAGCCGAGCUGGCGGCCUCCAAACUGGGCUUUCGGCCCUGUGUGGACGACCCUCUACACCGGAAUGGGAUACGCCUCUUACUUGGUAUGGCGUGACGGCGGGGGUUUUUCGGGCGAAGCCGGCUAUCCCUUGAUCCUCUACGGCAUCAACGUCGGAUUGAACUGGGCGUGGACACCGAUUUUUUUCGGCGCAAAGAGCUUGAAAUGGAGCUUCUAUGAAAUAGUGAUGUUACUGGGAAGCACCGCCGCUACAACUGUCGCCUUUUAUCGGGUCAAUAGAACGGCCGGUUAUUUGCUCAUCCCGUAUCUUCUAUGGGGCUCUCUUGCUACAGCCUUGAACUAUGUCAUCUACAGGGACAACCCCACCCCUGCGAUACCUGAUAAGAAGAUUUAGCAGAUUGAGCCUGAUCACUUCAGGUAUAUAUGUAUACAUGGUAUUAGGGUAUGGUUACGUCGAUCUCGGAUUAUAUUUUAUAUGUCUCGGAAUACAAUAUUUUUUGUAUCAAUUGCACUUACUAUUCAAUUUCGUUUGAAUUGUCGUUGGGUAAAAAGGUAUACGAGACUGGUAGUAUAGCUCUUUAUUACUUGAUAUGAAAGAAAAAUGAUUUGGCCAUUUACGAAUAAACUGCAAUACGCAUA
Athalia rosae (coleseed sawfly) is the source of this 885-nucleotide messenger RNA. RefSeq names its product translocator protein-like (gene Tspo). The record is from RefSeq and is a predicted model, not a curated record. Gene Ontology annotation, cellular component: mitochondrial outer membrane. Lineage: Eukaryota; Metazoa; Arthropoda; Insecta; Hymenoptera; Athaliidae. The transcript has 3 exons. Bases 131 to 640 code for a protein of 169 amino acids.